This is a messenger RNA of Haliotis rubra (blacklip abalone), 2343 nucleotides long. RefSeq lists its product as uncharacterized. Gene Ontology annotation, molecular function: chitin binding. Bases 149 to 2290 code for a protein of 713 amino acids. NCBI's taxonomy places the organism in Eukaryota, Metazoa, Mollusca, Gastropoda, Lepetellida, Haliotidae. The record is from RefSeq and is a predicted model, not a curated record. Gene Ontology annotation, cellular component: extracellular region. The transcript is spliced from 8 exons.
CUUAAUGACUGUUCACGCUUUCUAAUUCACGUUACAGCCUUGCAUUAUAUAAUGCGUCUAUUCUGCGUGACACAGCGUGUCCGACAGUAAGACCACGUCACGCUAGGUGAGUCCCGCUGCUAGUGUGGUGAAUAAACAGCACAUAAGAAUGACGAUGUACCUGGUUUGGACGCUGCUGUUCCUGCCUGGCGUUCUCGGGGGUAGAGUUGGUGUGGACCUGACCAUAGCACCUGGAGCUUCCGGAACCGCUGUCGUAAAAGCUGUCGUUGACAGGAUCAGAUCCAACUGCAUCCUCGGGGACGACCGACUGUUCCUGCGACGUCUGGCCUACGUGGAGACCACUGAUGGAACCAACUCAAAGACAUACAGAUCAGGGUAUGACGGUGGCAUAUGGCAGAUUGAUGAAAACAAGUUCCUGGAAACGAAGACGUGUCCCUUGUCGAUAGUUGCUGAGUGUAAACAAAUCCAAUCAUCUUUCAACAUCGAUUGGCGCAGUACAUCCUGGACAGAUCUGAGAAAGCCUCUCUAUUCCGGCUUGGCAGCGGCACUGUUUAUAAAGAAGUACAACAGUGGCAGCCCUCCUGGUGACGUCACUAGCCAAGCCUCGUUCUGGGCCUCAAGGCUGAGACCUAGCGGGAGUGAGUCUGGCUUCAUUACCAAAGCCAGAACAAUGACAGGAACUGAUUGCAAGACCCAGCUAGACCUUGCAUUCAUCCUUGACGGGUCAGGAAGCGUAUCAACAGCUGACUUUUAUAGCACCAUCGAGUUCGUGAGAAACGUGACGGAGAAGCUAACCAUCUCGAGGAAUGAAGUGAAGGUCUCUACUGUGGAAUAUGGUUCCUCGGUUGGGGACGAUAUCAAGUUCCGAGACUUUGCAACCAAAAGCAGCCUGGUGUCUGCUAUCGGUAGAAUCAGAAAGAGCAGCAGUGGUACCAACACUGCUGCAGCUAUCCUCCACACUGUCGACGUCCUGUUCAGCUCGGCAGCAGGUGCCCGACCUAACGCCAAGCGGGUGGCCAUCCUCCUCACAGACGGCAGAUCCAACAGUAAAACAGCAACCAUCAGCGCUGCUCAGAAGGCCAAAGCUGCAGGUAUUACCAUGAUAUCUGUCGGUAUAGGAAACGCUGAUGUGUCGGAGCUGAGGGGUGUGGCCACGCAGCCCUACUGCACCCACGUGAUCAUGCUCAGCAGCUUCAGGGAGAUUGACAGUCUGCUGUAUCAGCUGAAGGACAGUUCCUGUGGAGCUCUGACUGCAGUCAAACAGAACAAGACUAUCAACGUACCACUACCUGUGAACAAGACCGUGGAGGACUCGUUUGAAUUUAAGGACGACAACCUCACAACACCCAUCCCAGGCCAAGAUAAAGCUGUGGUGGGUGAGGUGGUAUGUGGCACCCUCGUUAUGUACGCCUCAUACAACAUCCCCCGUCCAGGCCCCGCCUUCUAUGAGGUCAAAGACACUGGACGUGAUGGGAAACCCGCCAUCAUCUACUUCAACAAGACGAUGCAGGGGAGACAACUGUAUAUAACCGUCCUUGGCACUCGACUGUCGGUGUCCCUUGCCCAGAUGGCUUCGUGUGUCAACGCCAGUUUCAGUGUGCGUGUUUCCCAGCAACCACCAAAGGCCCGGGUAAUCUGUAAGGAAGGCGUGAAGGAAAGGGAGUGCUCCAGGAAGGACUUAGAGGACAACGGAUAUAACUGCGAUGAUACAUUUUACAACGUCAGCAACCCUUGUUCCCCCGGUAACGCCUGCGACCACGCCCACCCUUCUGACUCCUCCAAGUUUAUUCGUUGCGACCUAAAGGGCAGCAUGUAUGUGACACAAUGUCCCGGCAAAACCCAGUACAACCCUGACACAAUCAGCUGUGGGGCUGAACCAGUCGAGGGAGGAAUCUCUUGUAAUGUUACAAAUCCAUGCACGCCUGCAAACAUUGCUAGACAUCGGUUCGACUUCCCCUACCCUCCCAACCCGUCCAGGUACAUCCAGUGUGAUGCAUUCGGGAAGCUGUGGAUGAGGGACUGUCCAGGUGGAACUGUCUGGAAUGAAGGCAGGAGAUCGUGUUCCAGCCAGUCAGGCGUUACGACCACUCUGAACCCGUCAAUCCUCAGAACCUCCACUCCCUCCGUCUCCCCUGUCUCCAACAGCUGCAACGGUAACAACAACGGCGCGAUGUUCCCCCACACCGACGCAAGCAAAUUCAUUCUGUGUGACCACGGGGCUGCAGUGGUGAUGUCAUGCUCGCCUUCGCUCCAGUUUGACGUCAGCAUCAACCGCUGCAACCACGGCUAGGCUCCUCACUGACGCAGAUUUCAUGUUCUGUAUGAAAUAAAAUGUCACCCGCA